AUGAGCGGCGACAAGGUCGGCAGGAGGCGCCGCUCCUCCAGUCUGAUGUACACGGAGCCCCCGGAGUCGCUGGAGCACAUCAGCGACCAGGCCGCCCUGCCCAACCUCAACGCCGAAUGGGUCAAUGCAAAGGGCGCCUGGGUCAUCCACUUCGUCCUCAUCAUCUGCCUCAAGAUCCUCUUCGACAUCAUCCCGGGCGUGUCGCAGGAGACGUCGUGGACCCUGACCAACAUCUCGUACAUGUUUGGCUCGUACCUCAUGUUCCACUGGGUGCGCGGCGUGCCCUUUGACUUCAACGCCGGCGCCUACGACAACCUCAACAUGUGGGAGCAGAUUGACAACGGAGACCAGUACACGCCGGCCAAGAAGUUCCUCGUCAGCGUGCCCAUCUUCCUCUUCCUGAUAAGCACUCACUACACCCACUACGACCUGACCUUUUUCCUUAUUAACUUCAUGGCGACCAUUGCCGUCGUGAUACCCAAACUCCCGUUUACGCACCGCCUGCGGUUGGGCCUCUUCUCUGGCCCGCCCGACGAGAGCUAG
Messenger RNA from Aplosporella prunicola CBS 121167, 543 nucleotides. RefSeq lists its product as uncharacterized. Gene Ontology annotation, biological process: negative regulation of ceramide biosynthetic process; intracellular sphingolipid homeostasis; ceramide metabolic process. Lineage: Eukaryota; Fungi; Ascomycota; Dothideomycetes; Botryosphaeriales; Aplosporellaceae. Bases 1 to 543 code for a protein of 180 amino acids. Gene Ontology annotation, cellular component: endoplasmic reticulum membrane. The record is from RefSeq and is a predicted model, not a curated record. The transcript is spliced from 3 exons.